AUGAAUGCGGGAAAUGGUCUUUCACAAAGUGACUCUGCUCACGACAGCCCUCAUGGCAAUGGCAGCAAUAUCGAUGUUCUGGACGGUAGAAAUGGUUCCCUCCUAGGAAAUCCUCUCGUAUCAAAUGGUCUGAAUUUAAUCGACUUGGAACUUUUGCACAAUUUCGUCACCUCGACCGCCUUCACCAUACACACCGAUCCCACUAUGAAGAUUGCAUGGCAGAUUAACAUGCCCCAGGUGGGAUUUCAGUACGAUUUUGUAAUGCGUGGUAUACUCGCCCUGUCAGCACUACAUAUGGCUCACUACAAACCGGAAAAAAGAGACUUCUAUAUUCAACAGGCCAUGCUUCAGCACCAAAUAGGCUUACGUAUAGCAAGCGAGGUCUUGUCAAAUGUUUCGUCGGAGAAUUGCACAGGUGUCUAUGCAUUCUCGACCCUCGCUGUUUUAUAUACCAUGGCUAGCCCACGCAAGUCCUGGGAUCUUCUACUAGUCGGAGAGAACGCACUAGCACACUGGCUGUACCUGAUGAAGGGAACCAGCUUCACCAACACCUUCGAGGAGCAGCUCCGCCAGGGAGCCUUGGGCUCAAUGUUCAUAGCUGAAGGCCGUCAAUCCCAGAUGCGAGCCCAGUAUAUGGCGGAUAAAUCUGCACGCGAUGAUCCGCUUGGUGAGCUCAGCAACCUCAUCGCACAAAACAGUCUCGAUUUGGCAAACAAGUCGGACUACCUCGCGGCUAUAGAGACUCUCCGGCACUGCUUUGUCUUCUACGAGAGGGGAGGCCCACCGGGAUACGAGACCGGAGAUGUGUUUACCUGGAUUUUCGGCGUGACUGAGCAGUUCCUGCAGCUUUUGGGGCAGCAUACACAGGAGGCGCUCACGAUCUUUGCGCACUUCUGUGUGAUCCUGAAGAAGCUAGAUUCGCAUUGGUGGAUGCAAGGAUGGAGCACCCAUCUUGUGUCCCGAAUAUGGGAUUUGCUCGAUGGGGAGCAUCGCCUAUGGAUUCGAUGGCCAUUGGAAGAAACAGGUUGGAUUCCAACCUGA
Drepanopeziza brunnea f. sp. 'multigermtubi' MB_m1 is the source of this 1041-nucleotide messenger RNA. RefSeq lists its product as uncharacterized. Gene Ontology annotation, biological process: regulation of transcription by RNA polymerase II. The record is from RefSeq and is a predicted model, not a curated record. Gene Ontology annotation, molecular function: zinc ion binding; DNA-binding transcription activator activity, RNA polymerase II-specific. Lineage: Eukaryota; Fungi; Ascomycota; Leotiomycetes; Helotiales; Drepanopezizaceae.